Molecule: messenger RNA, 1328 nt
Organism: Poecilia reticulata (guppy)
Lineage: Eukaryota; Metazoa; Chordata; Actinopteri; Cyprinodontiformes; Poeciliidae
Source: RefSeq, a predicted model, not a curated record
UGCUAUCUGACUUCUUCAAUGGAGCAACUAGACUAACUAGGAACUCCAUCAUCCAUGUUGAGUUGGUUUGAGCAUCUGAUCAGGAACCUCUUGGACUUCGCUACUGUUGCCUUUUACCUCAGCAAACCAAUCUUGGAUAAGAGGAAGACAAUGGAUUGUUACCAAAGCCAGAAGAACACCAAGAAUAUAUUGCAGCAACGUCCUUAUCUGCUUUCUGGUUUUUGUAGAAAGUCAUCAGCAGCAGUUCAGAUGCUAUGUGUGACUUACGGGGUCAUCGGGCAACUUGGGGUCAUCGUCUGUGGCAUCCUCCCUCGCUGGAGAGUUUCAGCCCACAUAGGAACUUCUGUGUCUUUGGGUGUGGAGGAUCUUCAUGAAGGUCUGUGGAUGGAGUGCGUGACGCAGAGCACUGGGCAGCAGCAGUGCAAAAUGUACGACUCCAUGCUGGAGUUACCCUCUGACCUCCAGGCCGCCCGGGUCAUGACCAUCAUCAGCUUCAUUCUCAGUGUUCUCAGCCUCUUCAUCAUGUUCUUUGGUGCCGACUUCACCCCAUGUGUUCAGAAUGAAAACGCCAAGCCCAAAUUGAUCCUGGUGGCCGGAGUGGACCUGAUGCUGGCCGGCCUGCUGGUGAUCAUCCCGGUCAGCUGGUCGGCACACAACACUGUGAGAGACUUCCACUACUACUGGUUAGGGAAUUCCCAGAAGAGAGAGCUGGGAGAGAGCAUCUAUAUCGGCUGGGCAGCUGGUGUGAUACUGAUCCAGGCUGGAGUUCUGCUCUGCUGCUUCGGCAGACCCAGAUCCAGCAGCUCAGGUGGAACCGCCAGGUACCACAGUAACAGAGCUUCAGGUCCAAACGACGACGCAAUUUAGAGGCUUUACGGAAGGGACUGGUGUCAAAUAUACGGAUAGACCAGAGGGCUGAGUUGGUAAAAACUGGGAAGACACACAGGAGAUGCUGCCUAUAACUGAAUCUGAUUAUUAGUUCCAUAAUUCUAGCUGCUGGUGCUUCAACAUGCUUUAAUCUGUAAAUCUUCACUUUCCAACAUUCUGUAAGUUCUUUGUUUUUAUUUUUUAUUCUAUUUUGGCAAAACUCUUAAAAUCCCAUCAUUUGUUUGCCUAUAAAAUAAAUGUUACGAUACAAAAACCGUCUCUGUAAACUGAAAAGUUAGAUUUCUUAGGAACUUUGGAAACUUUUCAAAAUAAUUACUUUUUUCUUUUUUAAUCCCUGAUAUGUUUCAUUUAUGCCGCCAUUUAUUUUCUCCAGAUCAGAAAGCUGCUAACAGAUCCACAUCAGGAAACAAUUUUAUGACAGUUUCUCUGUUGCUCCUAUA